UCCUGAGAGCCGGGCGCGCGAAGCUGGAGCCCGGAGAACCGAGCUGGGAGCGCCGUGCGGGGCGGGAACCGGGCUGGAGCCGGAUUCUGCAGACACCUGCUGGCCCUCCCAGCCGAUCGGUGCACGCAUAGUGGCCCGCAGGCCCCCGCCCGGGCCCAGACCCCUCCCGGGCCCUCCAUGGCCCGGGCCGCAGUCCUCCCGCCGUCCAGACUGUCGUCGCCGACGCUGCUGUUGAGGUCGUUCCUGCUGCUGCUGCUGCUGCUGCUGCUCCGGGAAACAGGAGCCCAAGAUGUGCAGGUCCAGGUCCUGCCCGAGGUGCGGGGUCUCCUGGGCGGCGCGGUGGAGCUGCCCUGCCACCUGCUGUCACACAGCCCCGGCGUCCGCAUCACACAGGUCACCUGGCAGCUCCUCAACUCCGCGGUGGCCGCCUUCCACCCCUCCUACGGCGUCCACUUCCCCAACCCCCAGUCCACCAAGGACCGCCUGUCCUUUGUCAGGGCGGGAGACGAUGCGCAGUCAGACCUGCGCGACGCCACGCUGGUCAUCCAGGAGCUGAAGGUGGAGGACGAGGGCAAUUACACCUGCGAGUUUGCCACCUUCCCCAACGGCACCCGCCGGGGCGUCACCUGGCUCCGGGUCAUAGCUCAGCCUGAGAAUCACGCCGAAGCCCAGGAGGUCACCCUCAGCCUGGAGCCCAUGCCCGUGGCCAGGUGCGUGGCCACGGGCGGCCGCCCCCCUGCCCAGAUCAGCUGGAUCUCCACCCUGGAGGGUGGGGAGGCCAGAGACAGCCAGGCACCAGGCCCCUACACGGGCACGGUCACCGUCACCAGCCGCUAUACCCUGGUGCCCUCGGGGCGGACGGAUGGCGCGAAGAUCACGUGCAGAGUGGAGCACGAGAGCUUUGACAAGCCGGUGCUGCUGCCCGUCACGCUGGCUGUGCGCUAUCCCCCCGAGGUCUCCAUCUCCGGGUACGAUGACAACUGGUACCUGGGCCGCACGGAGGCCUCCCUGACCUGCAGCGCACGCAGCAACCCCGAGCCCACGGGCUACGACUGGAGCACGGUCUCGGGCAUGUUCCCCACUUCAGCGGUGGUCCAGGGCCCCCGGCUGCUCGUGCACUCGGUGGACCGAGAGGUCAACACCACCUUCAUCUGCACCGUCACCAACGCCGUGGGCACCGGGCGUGCCGAGCAGGUCAUCGUGCUCCGAGAGACGCCCAACACGGCAGGUGCAGGGGCCACAGGAGGCAUCAUCGGAGGGAUGAUUGCGGCCAUCAUCGCGACCGCGGUGGCCGUCACCGGCAUCCUCAUCUGCAGGCAGCAACGGAAGGAGCAGAGGCUACAGGGGGCAGAGGAGGAGGAGGACCUGGAAGCUCCUCCGUCCUACAAGCCACCGACCCCCAAGGCCAAGCUAGAAGAGCCUGAGAUGCCCUCCCAGCUCUUCACCCUGGGGGCCUCUGAACACAGCCCACUCAAGACCCCUUAUUUUGAUGCUGGCGGCUCAGGCCCUGAACAGGAAAUGCCUCGCUAUCAUGAGCUGCCCACCUUGGAAGAGCGAUCAGGGCACAUGCUGCUAGGAGCCACAAGCAUGGCACCCCCCAUCCUGGUCACUCCAGCACCACCAACUAUAGAAGGGGUUUCCUUAGAUCUAGAAGAUGACGAUGAUGACGAUGAGGAUGAAGACUACCUGGACAAAAUUAACCCCAUCUAUGAUGCCCUAACCUACCCCAGCCCCUCUGAUUCCUACCAGGGCAAAGGUUUCAUUGUGUCCCGAGCCAUGUAUGUGUAGUAGGCUGCAUAUGUGGGUUUGCCCUCUCACCUCUCACCUUUGAUCUCUUAGCUUUCUGCCAGGGAUCUAGUGGCCCUGAACUCCCAGCCAAGCCACUGUCACUUAACACAUGUAUAUUCUCCCUGGUGACAUCGACCUUAGCCAGUCCACUGUGACCUCUGACCCUUGAGAAACCUGCUGCACACAACAGUGGAAAGCUGGUGAUUUUAUCUCAUGUGGCAGGGGGUAGCGAGGAUGUGUCUGAGCACCACCUCUGUCCCCAAGAAGUCCUAAGACUUCUUAGGACACCUUACACCAUGCCACUCACUUCCCGGCCACCCACAUCUCACCACCCACAACUCCAAGACCUCUCAUUCCUUCUCAGGCAGUAAUCGCCGCUGGGUCGGCAAGCACUGGGCAGUUAGAGCUCCCUGCUAUCCAGACUUGAGCCCUCCAAGCAGCAGAGCUCCCCCUGCCCCCCCCCACCUCACCCUUGCUCCCCAAUGGAGGAGGGAGUUCCCCAUCCUGAGGGAAUGUGCCCAUCUCCCUCCUCAUCCUUCCCUGAGCCCCUAGCACCCCAAUUCCCAUGUAAAGAGCAG
Messenger RNA from Dipodomys ordii (Ord's kangaroo rat), 2366 nucleotides. It is a transcript of the gene Nectin2, whose product is annotated as poliovirus receptor-related 2 (herpesvirus entry mediator B). Gene Ontology annotation, biological process: establishment of mitochondrion localization; positive regulation of mast cell activation; susceptibility to natural killer cell mediated cytotoxicity. The record is from RefSeq and is a predicted model, not a curated record. Gene Ontology annotation, cellular component: plasma membrane; extracellular exosome; focal adhesion. Gene Ontology annotation, molecular function: cell adhesion molecule binding. Lineage: Eukaryota; Metazoa; Chordata; Mammalia; Rodentia; Heteromyidae. The transcript is spliced from 9 exons. The coding region runs from base 178 to 1788 and encodes 536 amino acids.